Molecule: messenger RNA, 1039 nt
Organism: Eruca vesicaria subsp. sativa (arugula)
Lineage: Eukaryota; Viridiplantae; Streptophyta; Magnoliopsida; Brassicales; Brassicaceae
Source: the annotation of a GenBank genome assembly
AAAAAAUCUAUUUCUAAUAACAUCACAAAGCAUGUAUAAAUGACCUAAUUCUAUACCUAAAAUCUUAAACCGUUAUCAUAUAAAGAAAGCUAAAUAUCAUAAUAUGUCGAAUCAAUCGGGUCGUUCCUGGUACCGUUUCUCUAGCGUCGUCCGGCAAACACAACACUCUUCACGCGACCCGUCUCCUCCCCGACACGUCAUCAAACCACCACCAUCUCCGCCUGCUCCGCCUUCACCUCCUCCGCCGCCUCAACCUUUGUCCGCACCAUUACGUCCACCACCGAAACAAGUCCAAGAGGCUAAACCUAGUCCGGUUACAUCUUCACGGUCUAUGAAACAUGAACCCACUAAGCCUAGGCACGAGGAAGAGGUCACUCAUCAGAAAAGCAUACUUUCGGACAAAACAAACCUCGUACACAGUCCAAACAAGGAGCAGCAACAUGAGUCUGAAGAUGUCAUCAUGGACACACAAGGCCUCAUAACCAUCUCAGGUGAAAACAAAGGAGCUGUGAUGGAGAUACAACGGUCACCGAGAAAGACACAUGGCAAUGGAAAUAGGUCAAACAAUUCAAAGAAGCAUAACGAUAAUAUUGGUGGAUAUCGACCGAUGGAUGGUUUUGUGAACAGUAACGUUCAGAUAGUAAAUGGCUCUGUCGUCUACAACUCGUCGGAGACUCAUCAUGAUCCUGGCGUUCAUCUUAGCCUCUAUUGGAAACCUAGCUCUGGUAAUGGUUUUAUCGUCAAAGACCAUGGCAACGGCUACAACAGCUCAAUCAACUAAAUCUAUUAAGAAAAAAUAUUGACGAAAACUUUAAACGACUUACCCUAUUGAUACGUUAUGAUUGUCAUAAACAAUAAUUAUUUUUUAUUAUUUCUGCAUUUCUAAUAAUUUGAUAUAAUACUUAUUUGUUUAUUCUGGUCCAUGUAGAUAAUGUGAGAGUUUUCAUUGAUAAGCCUAUGUAUUAUGUAAUCUGUAAGUGGUGUUGGGUUUUCAGUGAAGUAUCCAUGUACAAAGUUAAAUAUGACAAGUCAUUUGUGU